Knipowitschia caucasica is the source of this 258-nucleotide messenger RNA. The record is from the annotation of a GenBank genome assembly. Lineage: Eukaryota; Metazoa; Chordata; Actinopteri; Gobiiformes; Gobiidae.
AUGAGAGGAGGAGGUCUGUCGUCAUGGGAGGAGGAGGUCUGUCGUUAUGAGAGGAGGUCUGUUGUCAUGAGAGGAGGAGGUCUGUCGUCAUGGGAGGAGGAGGUCUGUCGUCAUGAGAGGAGGAGGUCUGUCGUCAUGAGAGGAGGAGAGGAGGUCUGUCGUCAUGAGAGGAGGAGGUCUGUCGUCAUGAGGUCUGUCGUCAUGAGGUCUGUCGUCAUGAGGUCUGUCGUCAUGAGAGGAGGAGGUCUGUCGUCAUGA